AUGUUACCAAUAAUAAGCACAAGAGGGCAGCAAAAGGCAGCACUGACGGUGAGACUACUGGAAAUACAUAGCGCGAUAAAGUGCGUUGUUUACGCCUACGUUGGGUUCAAGAUGGCUGCUGGGGACAACAGCGGCAGGCCUCCCUGCCUUAAUUUCUCCGGUCCGGGUCCUUUGGGAAACAGCCAGCCCAGCAAUAGCGUUUUCUCCAUGCCAGCAACCAACGGCGGAGCAGCCGGGGCGGCCGGGGGAGCACAGGGAGCAGCAAGGCGUCCCAACCCCCAGCUGGGGCCUGGCGGGGGUGACAGCAACGGAGUUUCAGCCGGAGCUCCGCCGACUGCGCAGAACUCCCUGCAGCAGUCCGCUGCGGCAGGUGCUGCGGCAGCCGGAUCCAUGUCCACCCCGGCGUCCAAUAUGGCAUCCACCGCAGCGUCCAAUGCACCCCAGGCGUCGGCACCGAGCGCCACUCCGGCUGCUGCGUCGGUGCUAGUGUACCGUGAGCCGGUGUACAACUGGCAGGCGACGAAGAGCACCGUGAAGGAGAGGUUCGCUUUCCUCUUCAACAACGAGGUGCUCAGUGACGUUCAUUUUUUGGUGGGCAAAGGAAUGGGGGUUCAGAGGAUACCUGCGCACAGGUUCGUCCUGGCUGUGGGGAGCGCUGUGUUUGAUGCCAUGUUUAACGGAGGGAUGGCGACGACCUCAACGGAGAUCGAGCUUCCUGAUGUGGAACCAGCUGCUUUUCUGGCCCUCCUGAAGUUUCUCUACUCUGAUGAGGUCCAGAUCGGUCCAGAGACUGUGAUGACCACACUAUACACAGCCAAGAAGUAUGCCGUCCCAGCCCUGGAGGCUCACUGUGUUGAGUUUCUGAAGAAGAACCUGAGAGCAGACAAUGCUUUCAUGCUGCUCACACAGGCCCGGUUGUUCGAUGAACCGCAGCUUGCAAGCCUCUGUCUAGAAAACAUUGACAAGAACACUGGAGAUGCUCUCGCUGCUGAAGGCUUUACAGACAUUGAUUUGGACACACUGGUGGCGGUGUUAGAGAGGGAUACUCUUGGGGUGAGGGAGGUGCGUUUGUUCGGUGCGUCAGUGCGUUGGGCAGAUGCAGAAACUCACAGGCAGCAGCUCCAGCCCACGCCUGAGAACAAGCGCAAGGUCCUGGGCAAAGCUCUCACACUCAUCCGCUUCCCUCUAAUGACCAUUGAGGAGUUUGCAGCAGGUCCAGCACAGUCCAAUAUACUGACUGACAGAGAGGUGGUGAGUCUCUUCCUCCACUUCACAGUCAACCCAAAGCCUCGUGUAGAUUUCAUUGACCGGCCUCGCUGCUGCCUCCGCGGGAAGGAGUGCAGCAUCACACGCUUUGGACAGGUGGAGAGCCGCUGGGGUUACAGUGGGACAAGCGACCGCAUUCGGUUUUCUGUAAACAGAAGGAUAUUCGUGGUUGGGUUCGGUCUCUAUGGAUCUAUACAUGGACCCACAGACUACCAAGUUAACAUACAGAUCAUUCACACAGACAGCAACACAGUGCUAGGCCAGAAUGAUACAGGCUUCAGCUGUGAUGGGUCAGCCAAUACCUUCAGAGUCAUGUUCAAAGAACCAGUGGAGAUAUUACCCAACGUCAACUACACUGCCUGCGCUACACUGAAGGGCCCGGACUCUCAUUACGGGACGAAGGGAAUGCGAAAGGUGACACAUGAGUCGUCAUCCACGGGCACAAAGACGUGUUUCACCUUCUGCUAUGCGGCAGGCAACAACAACGGCACUUCGGUAGAGGACGGACAGAUCCCUGAGGUGAUCUUCUACACAUAGUCGCCCCUCACGUACCAGCAAUCUUCCAUCAAAUGUGACGAGAGCCUGACACCAGCGCGGGGCCACACCUCAGCAGCCGUACUGGGGAUUCAAACUCUCAAACAUCAUACUGCUCCCUCCAUGUAGUGAACUACUGUUGACCACAAGUGAGGUCAAGUAGCAUUUAAGCAAUGUAGGUCACUACACGGGGCGUAGCUCAUCAUUUGAGAUGCUGUCUCUCUCUGCCUGCUGGCUUCCUUCAUCCCUUUGUGUCGAAUAAUGCCAGCCUCUGAGUCAAACAUGACUGUGACUCCACAGGGGAAGGAGAGAAGGAGGGAGGAGCUUCUCAGAUAAUUCACAGUAUCGAUGUCAUUGCUGUGGGUCGCAGCAUAAAAAACUUGACACUGAAUUCUCCAUGAGCUGUACAUUUCCCCUUCCUUUACUCCACAGCAUUAGUGCAAAAGAGAGCUGCAACUGUAAGAAUAUACAGAUUAUCAGAUUUGCCAAGACAAGAUCCUCAUCACCGUUCAGUGGAGACCAGCAUUUCACUCUAUUUGUUGUCAGCUGUAAGUUCCAUAGACUCAUAGGCUUUAUGAACUCAUGGCAAACUUGAACCAUUCAUUUUAAGCUAAACACCAUGAUUAUGGUAAGAAGUUUUCGGGUUUCUACAUACAGUACAAUCUGUGAUAUCUCGUGUCCUUGCUUGGUAGUUGCCUAUACUCAAGAUACCUUGCACUUCUCGGCCUUGCAUAUGUUCAUUUGGUUGUUCUAUGGAUGCACACUAACUCUGCAGAUAUGUUUCUUUUAAGCUUUGUUUUAAAAAGUGUGGGCAGAGGAGAUUUCCCUCUUGGUGCGAAAGUUAAAGGGUUGUACAUUUAAAGUGGCAUUUAUUAACAUUAUAUAUGUAACUUGAAAAUAACUAUCAAUUAAAGAGUGAGGAAAAAGAA
Messenger RNA from Notolabrus celidotus (New Zealand spotty), 2729 nucleotides. RefSeq names its product BTB/POZ domain-containing protein 2-like. The transcript has 9 exons. The coding region runs from base 1 to 1803 and encodes 600 amino acids. The record is from RefSeq and is a predicted model, not a curated record. Gene Ontology annotation, molecular function: protein binding. Lineage: Eukaryota; Metazoa; Chordata; Actinopteri; Labriformes; Labridae. Gene Ontology annotation, biological process: neurogenesis. Gene Ontology annotation, cellular component: P-body; cytosol.